AUGGAUGAUUUUGUCUUUUGGAAUUUCUCUCUUGAUGGUGUGUUCUCGGUUCGCUCUGCUUAUGCUAUGUUAUUGCGUAAUAAUCAUAAUGUUGCUUCGCCGGCUUCUAGUCCUUCUGCAGAUUGGUGGAAGCACUUCUGGGGUUUGCAUAUUCUUCCUCGUUUUAAGGUUUUUAUUUGGAAAUUGGUGCGUCAGGGGCUUCCGUUGGCAGCUACUCUUCAUCAGCGAGGCAUGUCGAUCGAUCCGUCUUGCUCUUUCUGCCACCUCGAUCCAGAAACUUCUUCUCACUUAUUCAGGGACUGCCCUGUGAUUGCUCAUGUGUGGACUUCUGGUCCUCUUAGGACUUUCUGCCCGACUCAUUCCGCUGGUUUGUUUGUUGACUGGUGUGUUUGCUUUGUGUGCAAUAUUCUGUCUUCUCCAUUACAUAAUGCGCUUCUUGACCUUCUUGGCUCUAUCCUUUGGAGUAUUUGGGGUAUUCGUAAUGGGAUACGGUUCCGUAAUGCGGUGUGGGAUCCUGGGGCCCUUUCAGUUAUGGUUCAGGGUUGGGAGUCUAGGUGUAUGGCGGCUCAGUUGCUCCGUCGUCCAAUUCUCUCUCCGCACUUGAGAAAGGAUCCUAUUCCCCUGAAGUCUCCAGCUUGGAGUUCUUCUCUGAUCUCUGUGCAGGAUAUGGGUUUUGAUGUUUGGAUUCUGUUUGAUGGGGCUUGGGAUGCUUCUUCAAAUAAUGCUGGGAUUGGUUGGAUUAUUCAAGAUCCUUCGUCCCUUCUGUGUAUUGGGGGUGGGGCUCAGGCUUGUAUUCUGGGGUCUGCUCUGCAGGCUGAGCUUUCUGCUUGCUUAGGGGCGAUCAAAAUGGCUCUUCAUAAGGGUUUUUCGAGGCUAAUGUUGUGCUCAGAUUGUGCGGUUCUAGUCUGUCUGUUAUCCAGGGAUGACAUCGCUCCGGUGGCGGUCUCUUGGAUGGUUCAGGAGAUUCGGGAGCUGCUUCGUUUAUUAUCUAAAGUUAGUAUUCGCAAGGUCUCUCGUCGUUUAAUUGCUUCGGCUCAUGACCUGGCCACUUCCGCCAGGGAAAGGAAGCUUCUUAGUUAUCGGUUUUAG
Messenger RNA from Spinacia oleracea (spinach), 1089 nucleotides. RefSeq lists its product as uncharacterized. The record is from RefSeq and is a predicted model, not a curated record. Gene Ontology annotation, molecular function: nucleic acid binding; RNA-DNA hybrid ribonuclease activity. The coding region runs from base 1 to 1089 and encodes 362 amino acids. NCBI's taxonomy places the organism in Eukaryota, Viridiplantae, Streptophyta, Magnoliopsida, Caryophyllales, Amaranthaceae. The transcript has a single exon.